UCGGUAAAUUCGCCCGACAAAGUGUUCUCAUUGAAACACAUACAAUCGCAGUGCAUAUAAACGGAUCUUGGCUUUCUUUCCCCCGUCUGUAUCCCUCGAUAUGUCAAAGAUUCACAAUGAUUUCACAGCCCUGAUGGGUAUACCUACUCCUGUAGUAGCUGCGCCCAUGGCGGGUGCUAGCGGUGGCGCAUUGGCGGCCCAGACAUCUGCCGCCGGAGCAUUUGGAUUUGUCGGUGCAGGGUACCUGACCUCUUCUCGCAUUCAAGAAGAGCUAUCCUUGGCUCGCGCGCAACUUUGCCUAUCAGACACAGAUCCUCUUCCAGUCGGUGUGGGGUAUCUGGCUUGGCAACUGGAGAAAGAUCCCUCCUCUGCCGCUGGACUGCUUAACGUUUCCCUUUCGAACAGAGUCCAGGCCAUCUGGCUCGCGUUCGGCAACAGUAUAGGUCGAUGGAUCGAGCACGUCCGCUCUUAUGAUGCGAGUUCCGGGCGGAAGCAGAAAACACUGAUAUUUGUACAAGUUUCCUCAGUGAAAGAGGCUCUCACUGCCAUUCAGGACUGGAAAGUUGACGUCUUAGUAGCUCAAGGGUCAGAAUCUGGCGGUCAUGGGUAUAGCGCCGCGCCACCGCUUCUCACGCUGGUGCCUUCUAUUUUGGCAGUGUUGCCCAAAGACGGUCCCCCACUUCUUGCUGCCGGUGGACUGUCAACUGGUGGUCACGUUGCCUCUCUCCUUGCUCUUGGAGUCUCUGGCGUGGUGCUCGGCACCCGAUUUUUGAUGACGAAAGAGAGCUUCUAUAAUGAGGUGCAAAAGAAGGUGCUUGUUAUGGCCAACGCAAAUGCCACAGUGCGCACGACGGCAUUUGACCGCGCUAGAGGAACUCUGGAUUGGCCGGAAGGCGUUGAUGGUCGUGCCAUCUAUAACAAGACAGUGAAAGAUGUGGACGAUGGUGUUGACCUCGAAAUUGUUCGAGAUAAUUUUAACAGGGCAACACAGAAUAGGGAUCCCGACCAGAUGUUGGUUUGGGCAGGUACUGGCGUUGGCUUGGUCACAGAAAUUCAGACAGCACAGGCUGUUGUUCGGGAACUGCACGCGGAUAUGAUGGAACGUUUAACUUUUCUAUCAACACUCAUUGCCACCUGAUGUCAAAUCGUUUGUUUCCGUGAACCUAGGACCUUUUUCUUUCCUAUUUGGACAAGUUGUUUCGCUUGCUGCAUGUCCCUGCGAUAUUCUAAACGUGUGGGGAAAUAACCGACAGGAACACCAUUGAUUCCGGUGGUAA
This is a messenger RNA of Suillus clintonianus, 1277 nucleotides long. Its product is annotated as 2-nitropropane dioxygenase. The transcript has 5 exons. The coding region runs from base 101 to 1138 and encodes 345 amino acids. Gene Ontology annotation, molecular function: nitronate monooxygenase activity. NCBI's taxonomy places the organism in Eukaryota, Fungi, Basidiomycota, Agaricomycetes, Boletales, Suillaceae. The record is from RefSeq and is a predicted model, not a curated record.